AUGAUGUCUGGUGAAAUCGUCUACUCCGAUGUUACAUUCACACGGCAUCAGAACCAAGAUGCUGGAGCAGAAAGUGGAGUUUCUAAAGUUGAGUCUCUCCUCCUCUUUAUUUUCUCAUUUAUAUCGUUUUAUUAGUUUUCAAACAUACGUUUACAAUACAACAUUUCAUCACCUUGGGGGGCGAGGGUUGAAAUGUCAUAAUUCAACAAGGAGUUAGUAACAGAAGAAGGCUGUAUAUACUGUUAUUCAUUAACUGGUUAUAGUUAUAGUGAUGAUGUUUUACUGUAUGGUUGUUUCACAAAUAAUAACUGUGUAAACCCAGGGGCUAUAGGGAAAAUAAGGCAUAUUUUGGUUGGGAUCAAUAUGAGCAUUUCUGAAGUGUGUUUGUAACAGUACUUGAGGAUAAAUAUGAAUUAGUACUAUAUGUUUAACAUCUGGUAUUGUAUGAGACACUAGGCAUUUCUUUUAGAAUGUACUAUAGCAUAAUUAUGUAUAGUGAAAUGUUUUAGUUUUAUUAAUGACUUCCAGACAUGUCCAUUUCCUUUUGAAUAUAUUCCAUAGGGCCUCAACAAUGGUUCUCCAUAUAGAGUCCUGUUUUGAAGGAUAUGUACAGUUUUAGUGCAAUCUAAAGGGCAUGAGAAGAUGACAGUUCCAUGUAAAGUAGUUGUUAUUCGUCACACUCUGGACAUGUCUGUUGGAUUUCACACUGUGAACCAACUUCCAGACAGACAUACAGACAGAAAGACAGACAGACAGCAUCAACCUGUAACAUUUGGUUCAUGGCCAAAAGUGUUUCCUCAUUUUUCUUGACAAUAAGUUAGCUUUUCUUCAGAUAUGCUGAAUUAGAAUAUUAGAUUGGUUAGUUACCCUAACAGUUAAUAAAAUGGUUUGCAUGUUGGACCUUCCAGUCAAGGGACUCUAACCUAGUAGAGCUCAAAGGAAAGAAUAUUGAGAUAGUGGAUUGUAAGAGAGGAACUAGAAUGGGACAUUUCUAAUAGAAUGUUGAGAUAGUGGAUCGUGAGAGAGAGGAACUAGAAUGGGACAUUUCUAAUAGGUGGUAAUCACCAUGUUGGUUUUAGUGAAAUCAUGUAAUCACGCAAUAGAGACUGUUACGAACCCCGUGGCUUUAAACGUCUAGGGUGGAUGGAGAAGAGACCCGUAACAUAAAUCAUGCAAAUUAGAAUCGUGACAUGGAACAGGGAGAACAAAAACUACACGACAACCAUAAACUACCGUCAAACAUAAAAUGUUUAUUUGUGAACACACGGUAAAUGUUGGGAAAAAGGGCUGAGCAGGACCCAAGAAAUGAAACAAUAGUGUAAAACACUCCUAAACUGAUCUUGCCUGCCGCAAUAACCGCUAAACUACUGCCAAUCAUACAAAAAUACAGUGGGUGGUCCGCUCAGGUCUAACUAGUGUUUAUAGACAGUUUUCUUCCUACGGGUAAUGUACGCCCAAGGGCAACUUGCUUAAACUCCCCUUUUCCCAGAAACACACAAAGUUACCAAACAGAGUAAUCAGCAAAUGAGUGAGUACACAAAACACAGGAUACCACAGUAUCCAUACUCACAUACGGAAAUCGUCUCGCUAACAACAAACACAACUGACCGGCUUUUAAACAAUGGGAUGUGUGAUUGAAAAACCAGCAACAGUGGUGCAAUGCAGAGGAAUGUUCACUGAUUGGUCCACCUUAGCAAUCAGCAGACACCUCAACGACCACCAAUCAGGAACAUACAGGACACCUGUGAUUAGGGCAGAAGGAGAGGAAAAACACAAAAAGACACAGGAUACCUGUAUCCGUAACAGAGACAAAAGAAGGAACUCCAUCUCUUACUUCAUCUUACUGUAGCCAUAGGAACAGUGGAAGGUGAUGAGGAUGUCACAUACUCUGAGGUCAGAAGACCAGGAGGUAGAGCUAGAGAGUAGGAGGAUCCUGGGGAAGGUGAGGUGUGUGUGUGUUACAGUUAGCUAAGGGUUACAUUAAGUACCCCUUAUUUAACCUUAUGACCUUAUAACCUCUGACCCCCACUCCUUUUCCAGGAAGUCAACCUGGCACUAGUGACCCCUCUCCCUCAGUAGGGUCAAAGGCUGCAAUCCCUGAGGGAGGGUCUAGGAGUGUUCCCGUGGUGACCCUAGUGUGUGUCUGUGUUCUACUGCUGGGCCUGGCUAUCACUCUGGGAGUCCUCUGUGAGUAUAGAACCAUUUUACUGAACCCUGACCCUUUUACAAUACUGAACCCUUUUACACUACUGAACCCUUUUACACUACAUAUCCACCAUAGUUGCUGGCCUGGAACUCUGCUGAAAAGGACAAUGUGCAGAGAAAAUAUCCAAGCCAGCCCAGACCAGAAACAGAAGAGAAAAACAACUACCCUCCAUCUUGUAUCCUUGUCUCUGUUCCAGAUGCUUCCAACAUGACUAGUCUUCAUGCUGAGGAAGCUCGCUUUAACCAGAUUAAAGAGAAUCUAACAGGUGAGAAUAUCAAUGAUCAAGAGCUCUUUACCAUUAUAAACUUAUAUACAUUUGGAGAGAAUCCUUCAUAUAAAUCAUUAAUUGGCCCAGCUUCGUCCGGGUUAGGGGAGGGUUUGACCGGCCGGAUCGUCCUUGUCCCAUCGCGCUCCAGUGACUCCUGUGGCGGGCCCGGCGCAUGUACGCUGACACGGUCGCCAGGUGUACAGUGUUUCCUCCGACACAUUGGUGUGGCUGGCUUCCGGGUUAAGCAUGCAUUGUGUCAAGAAGCAGUGCGGCUUGGUGGGGCUGGCCUGUCAGGACUUCCUGACAGGCCGGCCCCAGGUGGUGAGGGUAGGCAACAACACCUCCACCACGCUGACCCUCAACACGGGGGCCCCUCAGGGGUGUGUGCUUAGUCCCCUCCUGUACUCCCUGUUCACCCACGACUGACCCACAUUCACAUACACUACAUACACACACACACAAACAUAACACACACACGCAGACCGACAAAGCACAAACACACAUACAUACACAUUACACACACACACUUUUUAUACUCAUAAUUUGCUGCUGCUGCUACUCUGUUCUUUAUUUUACUCUUAUUAUUAUCUAUCCUGAUGCCUAGUCACUUUACCCUGCCUUCAUGUACAUAUCUACCUCAAAUACCUCAGCAUAUUAAUCUGAUACUCGUACUCCCUGUAUAUAGCUCCAUUCUUUUGUAUUUUAUUUUAUUCCUCUUGUGUUACUAUUUUGUUUUUAUUUUAAACUCUGCAUUUUAGGGAAGGGCUCAUAAGCAAGAAUUUCACGGUAAACUCUACACCAGUUGUAUUCGGCGCAUGUGACAAAUAACACUUGAUUUGAUUUGACAUACUAAUGUAAAGGGGAAGUUGAACCCAAUUUAACUCAAACUUCUCAUUUCAAUACAAAGUUCCAUGUUAUCAAGAUUAGGAUUACAUUUACACUGCAGUAGUAUUGCUUCCCCAAAACAUGUUUGGAUAUUGUAUAUGCUACCAUUGUACUCUAUAUGACAAAGGACAUGGGAUUUUCUUGACCAGGGAAAAGUCCUGGCCCUAAUGGAAAUUUUGUCAUAUGAGUGUGGUGAAGUGCAUUGGAAAGUAAUUUUAUACUUCAAAUGUUUUGUUUGCCAACUACAUACCUUUUGUAUUAUGGCCUUAAUUCAACAGAACUACACUGUAUUCUAAUUUGAUGUAAAUCUCUUCUGUUCUUAGUCCAGAAAGAGUUGUUAUCCUCAGGGCUUCAAGACUGUAAGGCCAACCUGACUAGGGUCAAAGAUCUCCUGCCAACCAUCCAAGGUCAGUUCAAUCCUCCCUAUGUACUGUGGUUGUGACUAGAUGGAUUACAGCUACAAAUGAGAUUUACCAUACAAAUAAGAAUGGAAUCAUGGAUAAUUCUUAUACCUAUGGAUUUACCAUUUAACUACUGCGAGAGUUUGGACUUAAGUUUUGAAGCCAGAUAACGACUCAGAGUUGGAUAUAACUUUUUGUUGCUAUGGCGAUAGAUAGCUAGAUGCUAGCUAGAGGUAGGGCAGCAAUGUGCAGAUAGUGUAACACUCUGGCUCCGGGACUUUUGGAUUUGAGCCAGGGUGUAUUUGUUUUGUUGGGUAUUUGUUGUGGGGUUGGUUGUAAGGGUGUAUUCGGUUGGUUGUGUUUUGGGUGUAUUUCUAUGUUGGUAGUUCUGUUGUGUGUAUUUCUAGGUUUGGUCAUUGACUCCCAAUCGGAAGGUAACGAGUGUCAGCUGUCGGCUCGUUAUCUCUGAUUGGGAGCCAUAUUUAUUCUGUAUGUUUUCUUGUGGGAAUUGUGGGUUUUUGUUCCAUGUUUCUGUCAGUGUUACAGAGGACUUCACUAUCGUCAUUUGUUGUUUUUCGUGGUUGCUUUAUUAAAUAAAGUCAUCAUGUUCACUCCACGCGCUGCGUAUUGGUCCGCUUCUUCAGACGAUCGUGACAGAAAAACCCCACCAUCAAAGGACCAAGCAGCGUGUCAAGCGGCAACAGGACCCAGCUCCAAAGGCUUCCUGGACAUGGGAGGAGAUUUUGGACGGAAAGGGGUCCUGGACUUGGGAGGAGAUCCUGGAUGGGAUGGAUCGCCGUCCAUGGAGCGAGACGGUGGAGAGGCGACGGCGAGAGGAGCAACGGCGUCAGCAGGAUCAUCGUUGGAAGGACGAGAGGGCAACCCCAAAAAGUUUUUUGGGGGGGGCACAUGGCUUGGACGACGGGCUACGGAGGCAGAGAAGGGGGCGAAUUCCAAGAGGCCACCAGGUUACGGGGGUCAACUGGCCAAAGUAGGGAAAGGAGAUGUAGGGGCACGGCGGAGUGGUACUGGGGUGUAUUACCAGUCCGGGUCCGGCCCUUUCCAGUUCCCGGGGUAGAGCCAGUGGUGUGUGCCUCCAGUACGGUCCGGCCUGUUACGACCCUCGCACCAAGGAUACGGUGGGGCUUCCCCCACCCGGCCCGGCCUGUUCCGGCCACUUGCACCAGGGGUCGGUUUCGCUCGCCAGCCCGGCCCCGGGCCGUUCCCCGGGCCCCUUCCAAAACCCGGGUUUUCUUUCCUUCCCCGCCCCGCCCCCGGCCCUUUUCCGGGCCCCCCCCACCAGGGGGCUUUUUCUUUUUUCCCCCCCACCCCCCUUUUUUCCGGCCCCCUCGCACCAGGAUACGGGGCGCGUCGGGCCCCCCCUUUCCCACCGUGCCCCCCCAACCCCCCCAAGCCUCCCGUUUGGGGCUCCCGAUUCCCCUUUUGGGCCCUUUUUGCUGCUCUCCGCAUAGGCUUUUAAAGUGAGUCCCCGGGUUUCCCGCAUGCCCCGUUCCCGGGUCUCCCCUAAACCCUUAGUGCGGCCCAAAAGGGGCCAGCUACCCUGUUGCUUCCCCCCGCCCUAGCCCUGGAUGCUUUUUCCCCCACCCCGGGGCCCGGAUCCAUUCCGGAAACCACGCAUCAGGCCUACGGUGCCCCCGGGGGUCCAGAAACCCCGGGUUGUUCUUCCCCGACUGCCCUGAGAUGCGUGCCCUCGGGCCCCCGGUUUAACCCUUUUGUUCCGGCCCCCAAACGCACCGGGCCCUACGAUGGCCUCAAAAAGGGCCAGAGCCCUGCCGUCUGCCCAAGGGGGCCUAAACUUUUCCGUCUCCCCAAAGGGGGCCCUUAAAACGCCCGUCUCCCCAAACCGCCGUCUAAACUGCCCGUCGGGCCCCAACGCCGUCUAACGUCCUUCUGCCAAGGCCGCGGAAAACUGCCCGUCUUUACUGAGCCUGAAAACCCGCCCGUUGCCAUGAGCCUUCAGACCUUUCCCCAGCCCGGGAAAGCCGUAGAGCCCCCGCCAGACGGGAGCCCCCAGACCCUUUUCCGAAGACAAAUCGCCAACCCUUCCCCCAGCCCGGUUUCAGCCGGGCCCCUUUUCCGCCGGGACAGGAGCCCCAGACCCUUCCGCCAGACAGGAUCACCCCAGACCCUUCCGCCGACAGGACAGCCGGGGCCCUUUCCCGCCAGACGGGAAAUCAGCCAGAGCCUUCCCCCGGGACAGGUCCCCAACCCUUUUCCCCAAGAAAGAUCACCCGGGGGCCUUCCCCCAAAGAAAGGAUAACCAAAGGCUUCCGCCAGCCAGGACCCCCGCCAAGCCGCCAGCCGGGAAACCCCCAGAGCCGCCCCACCCGGGGGAUCCCCAGACCGUCCAGCCGGGACCCGCCAGAGCCUUCCACCGGGAUCACCAACCCUUCCCCCAGCCAGGACCGCCAAAAACCUCCGCCAGGACCGCCAAAAGGCCGUCCAGCCAGGAUCCCCCCAGACCCGCUGGGUCAGGUACUGUCCCUUUUUCCGGGUUGCCCCCUUAGCCCGGUGUUUGCCCCUUAGUCCGGUGCCCCCCUAACCCCGGGGGGGGUUUUAAAUUUGGGGGGUGGCCCAUGUGGAGGGGGCCCUGGGGAAAGGGGGUGGUGAAAAGGGUGGGGUGGGGACCAGGGAACCGGGGCCCAAAACGCCCCCGGGGACAAAACCCCCACCCGACCCCCCCGAGCCCUGUAUGUGGUGGGGGGGGAAGUGCGCACCUUUAGGGGGGGGUAAUGUAACACCUGGUUUGGGGGAAAAUUUUGGGGGUUUGAGCCAGGGUGUAUUUUUUUGGGUUGGGUAUUUGGUUGGGGUUUUGGUUGAAAGGGUUUUUUUCGGUUUGGGGUUGGGUUUUUUGGGUUUAUUUCUAGGGUUGGGAUUUGGUUGUGUGUAUUUUUAGGUUUGGUCUUGCCCCCCCAAUCGGAGGUAACGGUGCAGCGGUCGGCUCGUUAUCUCUGAUUGGGCGCCAUAUUUUUUUGUAUUUUUUUUGUGUGGGGAAAUUGGGGGUUUUUUUUUCCUUUGUUUCUGUAAAGUUUUACAGGGGAAUUAAAUACGUAAUUUGUUUUUUUUCGUGGUUCCCUUUUUUAAAUAAAGUCAUAAUGUUCAUCCACGCGCGCUUUAUUGGUCCGUUUUCUUCAGACAAAUCGUGACAGAAAAACCCCUGGUGGUCAAUAGUCAGAGUUUCAAUUUGAAAAUACCACAUUUAGGGUGCAUUGGAAUUUUGCGGGCAAAUUGGCUUGGUUAUAUUUUAUCUCUGCACUGGCAAUUUUUUUGAAAAGUUUUAAAUUUAUUUCCCCCCCUUUCCCCCGGAAAAGUGGCAAGCGCGAUUUUCAUGAUGGUGGAUUUAUGAUUUUAAAAGCUUAUACACUGUUUGUUUUUUCCCCUAAUUUUAUUUAAACUGCAUUGUGGAAACAGUGUCAAAAGCAUUUUCAAAACAACUUCCUUUAUUUUUUCAAAAAAAAUAAAAAAAAUGGGGGGCCCGUGAAAAUUUUCAUUUUUAUUUUGGGAAAAACCCAAAAUGAUAUCCACUCCGACCCCUCCCUCCCGGCUUCCAAAAGCAGUCCAAACUCUCGCAGUGCCCAAAGGUUUUUUCUCGUCCGUUUGCGUCCCCCAAUUUGUCACAAACCCCCUUCCUAAAACCAGGGGGGUUUUUAAGUUUCCCCGCGGCCAGUUUAGCCCGCAAACGGGUUUAAUUCCCGGCCCCUGAGAUGAUUAAAAAAAAAAAAAAAAAAAAAAAACAUCUUUCUUUUUUAAGUAUAAAAAAGCCCUGGGAAAAUUUUUUUAAUAAAAAAACUUUUCCAAUUGUGAAAGGAUGGAGGGGCCCCAAUUUGCAAAUUUUGGGUUAGCAAGCAAAACGUUUAUAACCGGGGCCCGAGCAAGUAGGGCAAAGCACGUGCAGCCAAUGAGUACUUUGUUUUUCCCGCGGGUAUUUAUUUCGGCUUUCUUUUAACAUUAUGUGCUUUGGCAAACCCCCAUUUCCCCCAAAUGUUUUUGCAAAAAAAGGGGAAGGGGGACGCCGAAAUGGGAAGGUGUUUUCCCAAAAAAAAAUGGUAUCCUAUUUUAAACACGGGAAUUUAAAGGGAAAGCGGGAAAAGUUUGGUGUGUUAGGGCAUGUUCAGUUUCUGAAAGAAUAUAAACCCUUUGCGCCACUUUGAAAUCUUCAUGGGGGGACCAAAAAUGACAACUUUUUCCAAAGGGCAGCGGGGAUGAAGAAGGGGAAUGAAAUGGUUUACGGGUCUGGGGAAAAAAAACAGCAGUCUUUUUUUACUCACAGGCCCGGGCAUCCGUGACCUUUUAGUGAAAGCUAGCUAAACCCCAUUUUCCCAUGGGAAAACGCAGUGGUUUUUUAAAAACCCUUUAGUGAGGGUUUAAAUUUUUUAAAAAAAAGCAUGAUGAAGGCCCCGGGAAUUUUUUUGGGGCCCGGAAAACGGGGAGGCUUUUGCAAAUAUAGCCUGACAAGAAACACGUUGGGAGACAGGAUUUUUCCCAUCUUUUAGUGGAUUUGGACCCGCCAAAAUUGAAACAAAAAAAUAAAGUCAUUUUUUGCCCUUUUCGGUUUAAUUUAGGGAAAACAAGAUUUACUUUUUUUCAAUUCAAAAAUCCGAGCGGUCUGCAGGAAGCCCCCCCUCUUCCUCUCCGCUCCCCCGUCUUUACAGAUUCACACACAUCCCCCGCUCAAAGCCCCCCCCCCGCUUUGA
This is a messenger RNA of Coregonus sp. 'balchen', 8475 nucleotides long. Lineage: Eukaryota; Metazoa; Chordata; Actinopteri; Salmoniformes; Salmonidae. The record is from the annotation of a GenBank genome assembly.